Messenger RNA from Myotis brandtii (Brandt's bat), 1408 nucleotides. RefSeq names its product coiled-coil domain-containing protein 106. The transcript is spliced from 5 exons. NCBI's taxonomy places the organism in Eukaryota, Metazoa, Chordata, Mammalia, Chiroptera, Vespertilionidae. The record is from RefSeq and is a predicted model, not a curated record. Gene Ontology annotation, cellular component: nucleoplasm. The annotation marks the transcript as partial.
ACUUGCGACUCUUCAGUCUGCAGGCCCCACCCCCUGAGCGAAGCGGGCCAGGGCGGCCACGUGCGCUUUUUAGAUUUAAACGAAGACAAAUCAAAUUCCAGGUCCUCCGUGCGCAAUAGCGCCACGUGGCUAGUGUCUGUCCCAUUGGACCGCGCGCGCGCGGACCUCAGACCGGUUCCAGCCUCAGCCACCCUCCGGAUGCUGGUGCUGCCGCCCCCCUGCCCUCAGUCCCCGGCGCUGGCCAAGGCCGAGGCCAUGGAGGACCCGCCCCCUCGGACAGGCCGGUCCCCAGAACCCGGACCUUCCUCCUCCGCAGGAUCCCCCCCGCCAUCCUCCCCUCCGAGGCCCAACCACUACCUGCUCAUUGACACCCAGGGCGUCCCGUACACCGUGCUGGUGGAGGAGGAGGCUCCGAGGCAGCCCGGGCCAGCGGGGACUUCAGCCCAGAAAAAGUGCUACAGCUGCCCCGUGUGCUCCCGCGUCUUCGAGUACAUGUCCUACCUGCAGCGCCACAGCAUCACCCACUCGGAGGUGAAGCCCUUCGCGUGCGACACCUGCGGGAAGGCCUUCAAGCGGGCCAGCCACCUGUGCCCGCACUGCCCGCGCCGGUUUAUGGAGCAGAACACGCUGCAGAAGCACACCCGGUGGAAGCACCCGGCCCCCGCUGCCCUAGAGCCUCCAGAGGCGGCGUCCCCCACCGCGGCGCUGAUGAGCGGCGUCAGGGCCCAGCUGCACAUGGCCCUGGAGAGGAACUCGUGGCUGCAGAAGCGCAUCGAGGACCUGGAGGAGGAGAGGGACUUCCUGCGCUGCCAGCUGGACAAGUUCAUCUCCUCUGCGCGCAUGGACGCAGGUGAGGCGCUGGGAGCCAGUGCCCUCCUGGACCCAGGCCCCCGCCGACCCUCUCGCCCACACACUCACGCUCUGGUGGCCCGUGGGGACCGGCCUCUCUACCUUCUGCUUAGGGCCGUGGUGUCUCCCAGACCCCAGCUUCCUUCCUGCUUCUGCAGAUCAGCAGGACCCUGGGCCCUGUCUCUUGUCCCCACUGGCCCCCCAAUGCCAGCCUCUCAGCGCCCCCCCCUUGGCCCCGCAGUGAAGGACGCGGACGGCGUCCUCUGCCGCUACAAGAAGAUCCUGGGCACCUUCCAGAAGCUCAAGAGCAUGUCGCGGGCCUUCGAGCACCACCGCGUGGACCGCAACACCGUGGCGCUGACCACGCCCAUCGCCGAGCUGCUCAUCGUGGCGCCCGAGAAGCUGGCCGAGGUGGGCGAGUUCGACCCGUCCAAGGAGCGGCUGCUCGAGUACUCGCGCCGCUGCUUCCUGGCCCUGGACGACGAGACGCUCAAGAAGGUGCAGGCCCUCAAGAAGAGCAAGCUGCUGCUGCCCAUCACCUACCGCUUCAAGCGGUGAU